CACGGGUAACCCACAACAAUGGAGAAACUUCGACUUAGUACUUCUCAGGUUGGAUAUCAACGGUACAUUCGGACCCAACUGCAGUCAGUAACGAUCGAGACGGCAAGGUGGUAGGACUUGGAAUACCGUACGAGCGCGCGAUCCACGCUCGGAAGCGAUGUGGACAACACCUGCGCAAAUUAGUGGACGCGAUCUGUCACAGAGAAGCAGACGGCUAUUUAAAGCCGUGUGGUGUUCAUUCUUGUAGCGCCGGUGCUUUGGAAAAAGUGUUUUCUAUUUUAGUUUAUUUUGUUUGUACUUGUGCUGAGUAUAAAUUUUACGCUUCGAUUGACCCGGAAAUAACUUUAAUUAGCGACUGAACGGUCGUUUGUUUAAGCGACUAUACCAGCAAUUCAAAACAAGAUAGAAUAAUAAAGUGAUAGUGUGACAAACAAUCCUUUGUUUGAUAUUUGUAAGCAAUAGAUGGUUCUAUCACUAGAAAGUGAUAUUUUAUUGUGUCAAACACCUUCAAGCAAUAAACAUCUUAUUCCUAUCACGGUGUGCAGAAGAUGCAAGUGUAAAUUGUCAGUGCAAACAGCAGUCCCAGCGAAGUAUCAGUGAUUUAUGACUAGUAAAUUGGUAUUUAAAAGGUGUAACUACUGAUGCUAGGAGCCACCAUCAGUUGAAAAACAAUAGAGGAACUAUUGUCACUGCUGUCACCAUGGGCUGUGCUCUACGUAUGAGAUUAGCCGUUUUCGGUGCCUUGCUAGUGGUUGGCAGUUUACCAUCCAUAGCCCCUGAGGUUGAUGGUAUUCAACAGGCUGCAUCCGCCAGUGAAAAUAAGUUUCUCAAAUACCUGUUCAACAAAUAUGGUAGUAAGGGAGUGAUUUCGUUCGAGGGCCUAGAGCAUUUGAUGCACAGUCUCGGACUCGGCGGUUUGGACUUUAUCCCGACGCACACGCUUGACGAGCACCGGCCGGAAGGGUUCAAAACCGAAAGUCUGGUGAAUUCGUUCACCAAUACUGUCGGUGAUACUAGCGAUAAAGUAACCGUUUCAUUCCCCAACAUAGCCGAUGAUCAUGAGACUAAACCCGACCGGCCAUGGUAUGAAACGGUGGUGACCAAUACGCAGUCUCCUGCUAGUACGGCUGAACUCACGCAACGGAGCAGCGACGUCGAUUCCGGGCAAAGUACACCCGAUUCCCGCCAAGAUGCAAUCAUCAACAGCUCGUACCAGAUUCGCACUUUGAACGAAGUGCGGCCGGAUGUUGUUCAUAUCGGCCAGAAGGAAAAUAAAAUCAACCGUCUGAGCAGUGACGAAAGCGAUGAUAACACGAAUAGCAAGUGGCACAAUGAAGUAUGGCAGGAAAUUAUCUUUAAAGAGAUUCACGACCCACAGCAUCGUCAUCCGCGCCGAGACGAUCACCGAAAGUCAUGCCUUUCCCCCAUGUCCAUGGUGCACUUAAUCCUCGAGGAACCAGCCGUUUCAGGGGAUUUUUUGCACUCCAACUUCAACUACGAUCUGGAUCCAGGCAAUCGACAUCGUCGUUCGCUGCCACACCCACACGACCAUGAACAUGAGCAGCUGGAUCAGGAAGUGGAGGAAAUCAUCGCCGCAAGGAUUAAGAUCACUCCGUCAACGUUCAAAGAUCUGUGCCCUGCGCUGCUAGCUCAAAUCGACCAAAGAGCGUGCAACCAAAAAUAUCAAUUAAAUGAUCAGCCUCGCGUGGAGAAGCAGGUGUUUUCUUCUGCGUGGUUGUACGCCACGAUCUGUGUUACAAUAAUAUCGGUGUGCGGCCUAACGGGUGUCGCAAUGGUUCCUCUGGCCAAAUCGGUUGCUUACGAUGAAAUUCUUCGCUUUCUGGUAGCUCUCGCCGUAGGAACUCUUUGUGGGGACGCGUUGAUGCAUUUACUGCCACACGCCUUAGUAUCGCCGGCUGAUCACGAAAAUAAAUUGGAGACUGCUACAGGUGGACACAAACACAGCGAUGAACCCGUUUGGCUAUGCUUUUGUGCCUUCCUCAGUGCUCUCUUCAUGUACACUUUGGAAACAUUGUUGCCUUUGUUCAGAUCUGAAAAGGAUGAGGGCCAUCAUCAUCACGGCCACCAUCAUCGCGGACACUCGCAUGCGAAAGUGGCCGCGGUGACGGAGCCGGAACCUCCACAAACGCGAAGAAACACCAACAUCACCGAUGAUAUUGAAAUGGAUCUGCAGGAUAGUAAGCGGAAAGAGUUGAACACAAUGCUGGAGAAGCAAAAGAAGGCCAGCAAACCACUGAGUCCGGUGGCUUUUAUGGUCAUUCUCGGUGACGGUUUGCAUAACGUUACCGAUGGUCUAGCUAUCGGGGCAGCAUUCGCUGCGGAUCCUGUCACUGGAAUGGCCACUGCUUUUGCCAUUCUAUGCCACGAGCUACCGCACGAGCUAGGCGAUUUCGCACUGCUGCUGCGGACGGGUGUCAGCAUUCGACGAGCAAUGCUUCUCAAUGUUGUUUCCUCUGUUUUGAGUUUCUUAGGUAUGGCCAUUGGUCUUCUUAUAACCGGGCUCCAUGAAUCGGUCGUACGAUGGAUUUACGCAGGAACGGCUGGGACGUUUCUCUAUAUUGCACUGGCUGAUUUGAUACCGGAGAUGAAUCGAGGCCACGUGGAGGCGUCUCAGGUGGAGCAAAAGUCUUGUAAAUUAAGAAUAGUUUGGUCGCAAAUUAGUGGCAUGUUUUUGGGCGGCAUUAUUAUGCUAGGAAUAGCACUCAACGAAGAUCAAUUACGGUUAUUGUUUGAAUAAAUUAUAAAUUGUU
Messenger RNA from Topomyia yanbarensis, 2771 nucleotides. RefSeq names its product zinc transporter foi (gene Zip71B). Gene Ontology annotation, cellular component: membrane. Gene Ontology annotation, molecular function: zinc ion transmembrane transporter activity. The coding region runs from base 701 to 2758 and encodes 685 amino acids. NCBI's taxonomy places the organism in Eukaryota, Metazoa, Arthropoda, Insecta, Diptera, Culicidae. The transcript is spliced from 6 exons. The record is from RefSeq and is a predicted model, not a curated record. Gene Ontology annotation, biological process: zinc ion import across plasma membrane; intracellular zinc ion homeostasis.